Paraphaeosphaeria sporulosa is the source of this 591-nucleotide messenger RNA. RefSeq names its product secretory component protein-like protein shr3. Gene Ontology annotation, cellular component: endoplasmic reticulum membrane. Lineage: Eukaryota; Fungi; Ascomycota; Dothideomycetes; Pleosporales; Didymosphaeriaceae. Bases 1 to 591 code for a protein of 196 amino acids. The transcript has 2 exons. Gene Ontology annotation, biological process: endoplasmic reticulum to Golgi vesicle-mediated transport. The record is from RefSeq and is a predicted model, not a curated record.
AUGGCAGCAGGAACCUUUGGAACAUUCCUCAUUAUCGGGCCGGUGUGUUUCUUCCUCGGCAUCCUCUUCUCCUCGUUCCCCUACGACUAUAAUGUCAUCUGGACGACUCCGGAAGGCCCGCGCGAUGUCUACUUCAACAUCCUUGAGGACCACCUCAAGUUUCUGCACGCGUCGCCGCCCAUCAUAAGUCGCAUCCUGCAUAUCGUCAUUGGAACGGGCCUCCUUGGCUUCUUGACCAAGCUCUACAAAGCGUCGCAGGCCAAUAUGCUGUUCGAUGGAGCGUCCCUGGUGCUUUACAUGGCUGGCAUCACGGUAUAUAUUACCAACAUCGUCAAGGGUCUGCGUGUGGUCACUGCAGGCAUCUACGGCAAUGUUGAUCCCAGCGAGGAUGAGAACGCGGAGGACUACAUCAGCAGGGAGGACACGCUUAGGGUGUUUGCAGCGAGUAACACCAUCUUGGCGUUGGUGCUCGUGGGGGUUUUGGUGCUACAAGCCGGCCAAUGGUACGCGCUGAGGAAGGAGGAGGCUGAGAUCAAGGAGAUUGAAGAGAAGGAGCAGGAAAGGAAGACUGCAGGCAAGAAGAAGCAGUAG